AUGAUACCGAAGACUUGGCGAAGAGUAUUACUGGACACAAAAGAUGGCUAAAUUCCCCAAGAAAUAUUUUGUUUGGCAAGAAGUUCAUCAUCUUUUACAGAUAUAAUCAACAAGGAAGCUUCUUUUGAAGAGCCAUGAUGUUAAUCCUUCGCUGGUCCUUUGGUGGAGUGAUACAAAGUCGAUAAUGUCAAUAUUGUACCAAAAACUGCCAAACCCUGCAACUGUCCACAGUUGCGCUCGAGCGAAAGAUGCUGGACUCUGGUGAAGCGAACGCUUUCCGGAAAAAGGCAGAAUGUGAAAGAUGACAAACAUUUUUAUCAAAUUUGAACCAGAGCUGCCAGCAAGAUCACCGUGGAUGGAAUGAAGCGCAAAGUACGAGAUUUUUGCUUCAAUGGAGAAUGGAGAAAAUCAUUUUCAAUCUAGUAAACCACAUUCCAGCAAAACCAGUUGGAGCAGUCAAAAAAUAAACAAAAUGUCUCGGGAAGAAAAAAGCAGUACAGCUAUUAACGCAAAUGAUACAGUAUCGAACGUCUUCAGAAAAGACAGACAGUGCACCGAUGUAGCUGCUCUUGUCAUUAUGGCUAUUUACAUGUUUGGUUUGUUAAUUUUAGUCUUUCUAUGUCUGCCCAAUUCGGACGUGUUUCGGGUAAUCUAUGGUUAUGAUGAUUGUGGAAAUGUUUGCGGGCGAAAAAACACUCGUAUUGCAGAUUUAGCUUGUUCUGGCCAAAAUAUGCUUCCAUACAAAUACUUACUGUUAACUAUUAACCCAGCGUCAUCAGAAGCGACGAAAAGUUGCGUAGAAAAAUGUCCAACCAGCGAGGGAUACAAACUAUUCUUCAACCGGUGCAUCCGUUUGCAAAUAAGUCGUGCCAAAGCCGAUCGGCUGCCCCAAAGUUUACUCGACGAAGUCUGGCAGGAUGUUCACAGUUGUGGAUUGGAGUUAUUUUUGCUGUGCUUGCUAUGCUUACUUGUGUCCCUUGUUGUGCUGUCGGUGCUUUGGUGCAUUCCCGGAUUAAUGUUGCCCUGCAUGCUGUUGGUAAUUGUGGUAGCAUGCUUGGUUACAUCUUUUGUUCACUGGCUGAACUGGAAGCUGAAAUCGGACGCUGAUAACAGGAAGGGUUACCUGAUUUCUGCGGUAAUCUUCACCGUACUGAGCAUAAUCAUAUUUUGCUUUGCUGGCUACAUUUGGAAGAAAAUUCAAUUCGUGACGGAGCUGUUGCAAGAGGGCGGUAAUGCGAUCAGGCAAACGUUACUUUUAUUGUUGUAUCCGGUGCUGACUACCAUCUCAUUGUUGAUCACCUACGCUUUGGGUCUUUACUUUUUCCUAAUUAUCGAGAGUACGGCUAGACCCACUGUAAUCGGAGGCAGUGUCGAGUUCGUGAAAAAUCCGCUGGUACAUACUGCGCGUUGGUACAAUCUUGUUGCGCUGAUUUGGUUCAACAGUUUUCUCGUCGACUGUCAGCACAUGGUGACUGCAGGAGCGAUUUCCGCGUGGUAUUUCACCCAGGAUAAAUCUCGGCUGGGCAACAUAACAGGAAGGAGUUUUUUGACAUUGCUAACCUAUCAUCUGGGAAGCGUAGCCCUGGGGUCGUUGAUACUAACCAUUACUGCGCUAGCACUGGCGGUUGUUAAAAUGUUCCAGAAGCUUGUGAUACAAACAAAAAACGGAUACCUUGUUUGCAUCGCAUUCAUCUGUAUGUGUUUCUUGAACUGCAUCCGUUCGGUUUUGGAACUGAUUCAGAGAAAUGCGUACAUUAUAGUUGCAAUGCAGGGUCUCUCACUUUUCAAAGCCGAUAAAAGCGCGAUGAAAUUAAUGGCGACUGAUGCAAUUAAUUUUGUGGUCGUCAAUUCGGUGACCAAAAUAGUUUUCCUAAUGGCAGAGCUGUUCGUUUUGCUUUUAGUUGGAUCUAUAUCAGUAGUAAUUUUGCAGAGACAGAAGGAUCUGUACCAUCCUUACAUUCUGGCUGGAAUGUUGAUUGUUACAGUUAGUGUGAUUACACAUUGCUUUAUGGCGGUGUGCGAAAUGACCGUUGCCACCGUUUUCUUGUGUUUCUUGAAGGAUAUCGAGCUAAACAAUGGCACUGACCGACCGUAUUAUAUGUCCCGGAAUUUAAGAAAAUUUCUCCCAAAUGAAGUGCAACCAGAAACAGUUCGACAGACCGCUAUACCUUAAAAAAUGAAACACAAACAGACAAAAAUUAAAUUAAACGUAAUACAUGCGUUCAUAUUCUUGAAAGUAUAAAAUUUAUUCAAAUUGAAAAUCUUCAAACAAUUGUUUUUUUUUAUGAAUUGAGGACACCAUUUAC
This is a messenger RNA of Wyeomyia smithii (pitcher-plant mosquito), 2306 nucleotides long. RefSeq names its product choline transporter-like protein 1. Lineage: Eukaryota; Metazoa; Arthropoda; Insecta; Diptera; Culicidae. Bases 392 to 2173 code for a protein of 593 amino acids. Gene Ontology annotation, cellular component: membrane. The record is from RefSeq and is a predicted model, not a curated record. The transcript has 8 exons. Gene Ontology annotation, biological process: transmembrane transport. Gene Ontology annotation, molecular function: transmembrane transporter activity.